AUGUUUUCCCCGCUUCUCCCCGUCAUUGCCCCCCCUACUCACCCUCCUUUGGCCUCCGUGCUUCCGCUCAUUUCCCCCUCUUCUCCCUCAGUUCCCUCCCUUCACCCCCACGUUCCCCCCAUUCUUCCUCUGAUUUCCCCCCCUCCACCCUCACAUUACCCCCCUUUCUCCCCCUCAAUGACCCCCGCCUUCACACCCCCAUUUCCCCCUGAAUUCAAGGCAUCCAACCCCCCCCCCCCCCAUCCUCUGACCCCACUCGCCCUCAUUUUACCCCCUUCUCCUCCUCAUUUCAGCACAUUUCCCCACCUUCUCGCUCUCAUGAGUGGCGUUGUCCUCCCCCUCCUGUUGCUCCCCAUCAUCCCUCUCAUCACCCCCUCUUCGCACCCGCAUUUCCCCCCCUUCUCGCACUCAAAUCCCCCCUUUCUCCGUCUCGUCUACCCCCCUUCUCCCAAUCAUUUCCUCCUUUUCUCUCUCUCAUUACCCCCCCUUGCCCCCUCUCACUCCCCCCAGCACCCCUCCUCCCCUCACCAUCAUUUCCCCCCUUGCUCGCACUCAUUUUCACCCCUUCGCCCUCUCAUUACCCCCCCAUUCCCCCAUUCUCGCUCUCAACCCCCCCUUUCCUCCCCUUCCCCUCUUCUCUCUAUCAUUUCCACGCUUCUCCCCCUCAUUACCUCCCUUGCUCCAUCUCAUCCGCCCCUCCCCUUCAUUUCGCCCCCUUCUCCUUCUCACUUCCCCCUUUUCCCCGCCAUUCCUCCCCCUACUCCCUCUCAGUUCCCCCCCCUUCCCCCUCUCACAAUUCCCCCUUCUCGCUCUGAAAUCCCUCUUUUCUCCCUCUCCUCCCCUCCCCCCUCCCUCUUCUCCCUAUCAUUUCCCCGCUUCUAUCCCUCAGUGCCUCCCUCGCUCCAUCUCAAUAACCCCCUUGCGUCCUCUCAGUUCCCCCCCCCCCCUUCUCACCCUCAUUUUAUCCCCUUUGCCCUCUCAUUUCAGAUCCUGCUCCCACGCAUUUUCCCCCCUUCUCACUUCGAUUCCCCCCUUCUCCCUCUUAUCCCUCCCUUCUCCCCCUCAUACAACAACAUUUCUGCCAUCUCAUCACCCCCUCUUCGCCACCUCAUUUCCCCCCCAUUUAUCCCCCUUCUCCCUCUCUCCCCCCCCCCCCCUCGCCUUCCCCUACUCAAAUCCCCCCCUUCUCGCUCUCAGAUCCCCCUUUCUUCCCUUUCCCCUCUACUCUCUAUCAUUUCCACGCUUCUCCCCCUCAUUUCCUCCCCCGCGCCAUCUCAAUUCCCCCGUGGACCACACGUCUCUUACCCCACUCAUCCUUAUCUUUCCCUGCCAGGCGCUCAUACCAGCAGCCCUGCGCUCAUACCAGCAGCCCUGUACAUGCUAGUGGCGGGAACAUGUGAGGGAAUGAGGAACGUGGGGCAGGUGGACGACUGGGGCAGUGGUGAGCUCGUGGCUCUGCACUCCCCUCUUGUGCUCAUGGACCUCUGUCUCGCUGCGUGGCUCGUCCCGACCGCUCGUGCUACGGAGGCGCAGGGAGCAAUGAGGCGCCGUGUGCUAGCAGGGCUAAAGGAGGUGGGGCAGGCGGUGCUCCCAACGUGGAGGAGGUGCCUGGGCAG
Messenger RNA from Closterium sp. Naga37s-1, 1616 nucleotides. NCBI's taxonomy places the organism in Eukaryota, Viridiplantae, Streptophyta, Zygnematophyceae, Desmidiales, Closteriaceae. The record is from the annotation of a GenBank genome assembly.